Molecule: messenger RNA, 777 nt
Organism: Leptosia nina
Lineage: Eukaryota; Metazoa; Arthropoda; Insecta; Lepidoptera; Pieridae
Source: the annotation of a GenBank genome assembly
AUGCCGGAGAUGUCUCUGAAAGACUCUAUAAUUACUUCUUUAAGCGCACAAGAACCGUGGCCAGAUAAUGUUAAACUUUUCCAACCAUAUGAAGUAGAGCAGAUUCUGUUACCUGAUAAUGCUAGCUGUCUUGCUGUCCAGGCAUUUUUAAAGAUGUGUAACCUUCCAUUUGAUGUAGAAAUGCGUUGGAAUGCAGAAUUUAUGUCGCCAUCUGGUCGAGUGCCGUUUAUCAAAUGUGGAGCUUUUGUUGUGUCUGAGCUUGAGCCAAUAGUCCAAUUUGCUGCUAACAAGGGUGUUUCAUUAUGCAGCAAGCUCAGUACAGAGGAACGAGCUGAAAUGAGGGCCUAUAUGAGCCUAAUCACCAAUGUUCUGGUGAAUGCUGAGCUAUACAUAUCGUGGGUUGACCAAGAGACCUUCAACACAGUGACUCGGGUUCGGAACUCGUCCGUGUAUCCCUGGCCAUUAGGCUGGAUACAGACCAGGUCAAAGAGAAAUAGUGUUAUUAAACGUCUCAAGGCAUUGCAUUGGUAUGACAAGACUUUGGAUCAGGUUUUAGCUGAUGUGGAGCAGUGCUGCAAUUCGCUCAGUCAACGUUUAGGUGAUAGAGACUACUUUUUUGGAACACCAACAGAACUGGACGCGCUAGUGUUCGGACACGUUUUCACGAUAAUCACAACGCGACUGCCGUGUCGCAAGCUAGCGGAAACAGUGCGUCAACACGACAGUUUAGUCGCGUUAGCUAAACGCAUCGACGAAAAGUACUUCAAGCGAGCAUAG